AUUGUGGCAACCUCAUAAUUGGUUUGGGUUCUGCUGUACUAGACAGGAGAAGGUUGAUGGUGUCACAGAUGCCUGCUGACCUGUUGCAUUAAACUUUCAGUAUGGUGUUGAACUCUCCAUGUCAGAGCCCAGGUUUGGUUACACAUGCAGCACCCCAUAUUCUACCAUACUGAGGCAAUACACAAACAAAACUAGUUUAAUAAUGGCAAUUUUUGCGGAUAAAUAUCUGACUUUUCUGCGUGCUCACGCGUUCACCUUCAUGAUGAUGGCCUAUGGCCUCUUGAUUAUCAUCGGUGCUGUUGUUUUGAUGAUAUUGGAGCAACCUGAGGAGAAUUUGCUCGUUACAGAGAUCCGUGAACUAAAAGCUCGUUUUUUGGCAGAGAACCCGUGUGCUGAGGAAAACAGUUUGGAUAGUUUGUUGAUGAACGUGCUUUCUGCGAGUAAACGUGGCGUGGCCGUACUGAAAUCCGACAGCGAUGAAUGCAACUUCGACUUUACGUCGUCGCUGUUUUUCGUCAUUACCUUCCUCACGACCACAGGUUAUGGCACCACUGUGCCCCUUUCGGAUGAGGGCCGUGUGUUCUGUGUUGUUUAUUGUCUUGUGGGCAUCCCAUUCACCAUGCUGCUGCUGUCAAGCCUCACUCAUGCCCUUCUGCCCUGGGUAACACACACUCCUAUUCAGAACCUUCAAUUCUUCUGGGGACUGUCUCGCAACCAUGCUGCGUUGCUGCACUGCAGUGUGCUUGCCUUUUGCACAGCGACAUUGUUCUUUCUAAUACCCGCUGGUGCCCUCUGUCUUCUGGAGAGCGACUGGAGUUACCUGGAGUCGCUGUAUUUUUGUUUUAUCUCACUUAGCACGACUGGACUGGUUGACUACCUGCCUGGGAGGACGCAAAGCCUAGCAGCACGUCAGGGGCUGGAGUUCGCAACCUCCUGUUACCUGAUGCUUGGGCUGAUUGUCCUGCUUGUCGUUCUGGAAAGCUUCUGGGAACUGCAGCAGGUUCAAGGCAUUAUGCGUUUUUUCGCUGGACCGCGGCAUGGUGAGCUGAAGGGGGUGGGUUUGGAUGAGCUUGUGCUCAGUGGGGACAUGACAGGUCCAGAAGAGGAACCUCAUUACACUCUUCCUAUAUCCACAAUCUCCCCUGCUUUCUCAGACUCACCUGCCACUCCAACAACAGAGCUGCCACCAAUCUUUGACUUGCCACCCAUGGCGACCUCCAAAGAAAAUGUUCCCCCUUCACUAAGACCAAACUCCACACCAGAUCUGUGUCAAUCCCCAUCCACUACAUAACGGAACUGGACAUUGAAAGAAGAAUAAACAAUAUCCAGCAAUAGGGUGCCUUCAUAAUAUGCAAUAAUAGCUUUAGUAACUAGAAUCUGGCAAACACUAGGUGGCGGUAUUUGUUUAUUUUCUUCAAUACUCUUUUGCUUAUUCAGAGUGGUACAUGCAUUUAUAUUUAUAAUCUGUUUUUUAAACAAGGUACAUUUAUAAUACAGAUUAUAUUAAUAUAAAAAUAUAUUUAUUCAAAGAUUAUGAACAUGUUAUUCAUUAUAAAUAUUUGAAAAACAAUAUUGUCCAAUAUAUUACUAGUCAAAGUUUGGGCACACUUAUUAAUUCUUUAGUAUAAUAUGUGUUUUAUUUUCAAUAUUUUUGAAAAACAGUAAAGUAUAACUACCUGUUAUAUAAAGUAUAACUAAGUCUGGGGAUGGUAAGAUGAUUAAAUGAUUUCAAAAAGAAUCUCAUAUGCUCAGCAGGCCUGCAUUUAUUUGAUCAAAAACUAUAAUAUUUUGAAAUAUUAUUACAAUUUUUGAAAAAUAGAAAUCUUUUGUAGCAUUGUAAAGUCUUUACUGUGCCUUUUGAUCAAUUUAAUGCAUAGCUGACCCCAAACCUUUGAACCGUAGUGAAUAUAUUCUCAUAUAAUCUUAUAUUCUACCUUCUUCAAAGUAGCCAUAACAGCUCAACCACCUGAAAUCACUGCAUCCACUACACUAUUACUUUAUUACAGUAAUACUUAAACGCAUACCUCGGGACCUUAUUUACUACCCUCCUCCUCAUUCAUUUUUUUAAAAUGACAUUAUAGCAAUAUAACGAGAAAAAUAAAAUUAUAAAAGAAUGUUUUGGGGGUUUUUUUAAAUAAUAUUUUGUAAAAACUCUAUAGGGUUGUUAGUGACCCGAGGUAUGUAAUAAUCAGUGUUGCCAAGUCUGUGGUUUUCCUGCAGAAUUUGGCUAUGUGAACACUGUUGCCACGGGUUGUUUCUCAUGUCCGCAGGUUGAAGCGACCUCAAAUAACAUGAUAUUUAGCCCCUGAAAUGCAAAUCAUACCAGGAGAACCCCAAAAUGCAGAUUUUACCUCCCGGAACGCGAUUGGGUUAGUUUUGGGCUAGUUUUGAGAAGCAAUUGUGCGGGUUUUGUUGUGAAAACCUGGCAACUCUGGUAAUAAUGUUUUGUUUUUUUGUUUUUUUUCUGCGCAACAAUAAUUGAGUUAUUGUUGACUCAAUAAGUGCAAUUCACCUUUAUUCCUCAAGGUGGUAAUGUCUGAUGCCUAAUGAUGACAUGAUGUUUCACUCAUAAUUACAUAAAACAAAAGAAUACACAAUGCAUAAUACAAAAGAAUGACAUUAAUAUCAUUGUGACUUGAUGGUGGAUCUGUUGAAGCUGUCAGCGAUCAAACUAUUGAUUUUGCAGAUUUUGAAGUUAGAGAAUAUGGUUGAGAUGGAGAAUAUGAACCAGAUGCUGAAUGUAUAGAGGAGAUGAGCUCUGACAAUGACAGUGAUGAUGGUAAAAAGCAUCUGCUCAAAUGGAACCCUUCCAAGUUCCAAAAUGUAAUAAAAUAUGCUAUAAUUUAUUCUUUUGUAACUGUUGUUAAAAUAUCAAGAAAGUUUUAUACCAUUGCAGCAGUUAGAGAGCCAUCUGUGUUAGAUAUAAUCUGGGUCGCUAAAGACCCGAAUCUGUAAUAAUUAUUAGCAAAACAUGGAUUUAAGGGGGGAAGCACUUAUCAUGCACCUCUUGAUGGAAAUUCAGGUGCACGAUUUAUCGCAACAUACAAAAAAAAUAACAUUGAACUUAAACGUGAUUAUCGCUUAAACGCGAUCUUAAUGUGAUUAUGAAAUCGCAAAGGCUGCGAUUAUUUUAUUUUACUUUAUUUUUUUAAUGUCCUGCUUGUUAAUGAAGUAUGGCUCCAAAUGCUAAUCCAUCUGAAAGCACUGAGAGUUUGAGUUGACAUGUGUUAUCUUCUGCGUCAGGGCAUAUUUUGGGUUUCUGCGCAAGAGUGCCCUCUGGCUUUCAGAUGGAGAAGCAUUUACUACUGAUCACAGAGCCGUACAGCUCUGACAAGCUGCGCAUAAAAUAAUCGCAGCCUUUGCCAAAUUGUGUGCGAUUUAAUCAUGAUAAGUCGUGCAGCCCUAUUGGAAAUAAUGAAUAAUGAAU
Megalobrama amblycephala (Wuchang bream) is the source of this 3427-nucleotide messenger RNA. RefSeq names its product potassium channel, subfamily K, member 7 (gene kcnk7). Gene Ontology annotation, cellular component: membrane. The record is from RefSeq and is a predicted model, not a curated record. Bases 119 to 1291 code for a protein of 390 amino acids. The transcript has 3 exons. Lineage: Eukaryota; Metazoa; Chordata; Actinopteri; Cypriniformes; Xenocyprididae. Gene Ontology annotation, molecular function: potassium ion leak channel activity. Gene Ontology annotation, biological process: potassium ion transmembrane transport; stabilization of membrane potential.